Cylindrotheca closterium is the source of this 996-nucleotide messenger RNA. The record is from the annotation of a GenBank genome assembly. NCBI's taxonomy places the organism in Eukaryota, Bacillariophyta, Bacillariophyceae, Bacillariales, Bacillariaceae.
AUGCUGUUUGGGUUACCUCGAUUGACUAUACCAAAGAGCUGGAUCUCAAGCUUUGCUUGCAGCUACGUUUCUCUGUCACAUUGUACAGUGACAAAGCACAUUGUUCUUGGAACAACAACGAGACAUUCCUCUAUCUGGACUUCUUGUCGAACACUUGCCAACAAGAUAGGACAAGAAAACCUUGAAGAAUCGAUCGUCUUUUCAUCUGAGAAAAUGGAAGUCAUUCAUUUGCACAAAACGGUGGAAUCAACACAAGAGGAAGCCAAACGAAUCCUACAAGAACGCAUCUCGAAACAGGAAGAUACUUCUUCUAAACUAUUACCCACUAUGAUUGCCGUUCUUGCCGAUGGACAAACGAAAGGCCGUGGAACAUCUGGUCGCUCUUGGGUCACAACACAAGGUAAUUUGUUCUUGACAUGUGCCUUUGCGGUGGAGCAAAUUCCACUUUCCAAAAUCACCAUGCUGCCACUAGGUUGUGAAAUUGUCAUUGCUGAUCAAUUGGCCUUGCACUGCUCGCGGACCAAACCUACCCUCAAGUGGCCCAACGAUGUCUUGUUGGAUGAAAUGAAAGUGGCAGGGACUUUGAUUGAAAACUUUACCAUCCAAAACCAAACUUGGUGGUUGGUGGGGAUUGGAGUCAAUCUUCAAUCACAUCCAAAAGAGCUAGUUCAGGAACGUGAGGAUGCCCUUGCCGUUCCACGAUCGGCGGGGUCCUUACAAAUGUUUUGCUCGAACACUAUAAUUCCGACCGCCCCCGAGUUGGGCGUUAGCAUUGCCAAUGGUCUAUUGGAAUUCCUAACGACGAUACAUUCAUCUUCUAGUACUACUGAUUCGAUCGUUGCGAGAUGGAAGAUGUACGCGCAGCUGGGUGUUCCCUAUACCAUUCGCAAUACGGGGGAGGUUGUCCACGUCAACGACAUACAGCCGGAUGGACAGCUGCGAGUAUUGGGAAGUAAUGGACAAGAACGCUUUCUGUCAACGGAUUAUUUUCAUUAG